AUGUUGUAUUUAUUAUUUUUUGUUGUCGUCAAAGAGUGUUUUGCUAUUAUUACCCAUUUAAAUGAUACUGAAUAUCGACGAAUGCCACCCUUGUUUGAACUAGAUGACUACGGCACAUGCUUACGAAAAUCAAACAGCCUGUAUUGUUUAGCAAGACUUGAUUUAUUCGCAGAUUCGCCAAAUGAUCUCGUCACCAUGAUUAAAGAAUACUCGGAAUACACAGAAAGACAUUAUAAUCACUCAUACAUAGAAAGAGGAGUAUGUGUGGCCAAGCAAUGUCAGAAAUACAUAAACAAUACCAAUUCUAAUACUUUGAAUGGAGGCCUUGAGGCAUGUCUUAAUCAAACUAUUUGGAAUAAAUACGGCCUUCAAGCAAAACUCGCACAUAUAUUCUAUUGCAAUCAAAAAGACGAAAUAAUAGAAUACGACUGGAGUGAUUGGUUGUUCGGUGGAAUUUUGGUAGUUUUAGUAUCAAUCAAUAUUAUAGGAAGCUGUUGCGAUUUCAUGUUGGAAAAAUAUUUUCACAACAAAGAAAGAGACAAAUACAUUAACGGAAUUUGUAACAUAAUAUUAUGUUUCUCCUUACGACGAAAUUGGGAAUGCUUGAGCUCAAUCAAAGUAAAAGAUUCUCGACUUGCACGACUUAAGGGAUUACAUGGAUUACGAGCCCUGAUAAGUUUCUUCAUACCAUUAGCGCAUGUGAUGUGGCUUAUCGGAACCGGCUUCACUGAUAAUCCUCAGGAAUUUGAAAAGGGCUCCGAAAGCAGUCACUAUCAACUGAUAUUCAAUGGUAUGAUGAUAGUGCAGAUAUUUUUCGUAAUGUCUGGCUUUCUUAUGGUCUACAAUUUGGAAAUUUUGUCGGAGACUGUACCAAUAACAUGGUCAAUGUGGCCCACUAUUUUUAUUAAUAGAUUUUGGAGGUUGACACCGGCAAAUGCUUUGGUGAUUUUGUUCACAGCCACUUGGCUCCGAUACCUAGGAUCCGGUCCAUUGUGGAAACUUUACGUUUCGGGUGUCGUAUCAGAUUGUAGACAAUACUGGUGGGCGCAUAUUUUCUACAUUAAUAACUACGUUCCAGAUGACAAAGCUUGCGCUGUACACACAUGGCACCUAGCCACUGACAUGCAGCUCUUCGUUUUGGGAUCAAUUGUGUAUAUAGCUACUAAAUCAAGAGAAAGAGGUUUCGUUAUAUCACUGCUACUAUUGUUUAGUAUGGCAGCACCAGCGCUGCAUGUUUGGUUUCAGGAUCUCGAUGCUCUUGUUUUAUUAAAACCUGAAUUUUAUCGAAGCUUCUGGAAUGACACAUACCGGUACCUCCACGUCUUUGGCCACAAUAAUCUUUCAUGCUUCAUAAUUGGAAUGGUCACUGGUUACUUCGCGUACAAUUGGCAGAAGAAUCGUGUUGAGGUUUUUAAGCAUAAGAUCUGGCAAUAUCUCACCUGGUGUGUGAUCCCUGGCAUAGUGGGACUCAUUUUUACAGGAAGUGUAUUCUAUUCAGAAAGACGGCUAUCGCUUGUGAUUAGAAUGACAUAUGCAGCGACACAUCGAGCGAUUUUAGGUGUUAUCACAGCCUUCAUUAUUCUUGGUUUAGUGUUUAAAAUUGAACAUAAGCAGCGUCGUGUGCUUGAAUGUGACUGCUGGGUAGUGCUGAGCAAGUUGUCCUACUGCGCCUAUCUGUUGCACUUGAAUAUAGUUCAUAUUCUACUCGGAGCCAGAACACAAUUGGGUCACGUUUCUUUCUUUUACGUGAUCAUAAACCAUCUGGGGAUCUUAACUUUAUCGUACCUGGCAGCAAUACCGCUAUUUUUAAUGGUUGAAAUUCCCUUUAACCGAGUGAUAAAGACAUUAUUUCAAGAUACCAUGGUGACGAACAAAAAGAAGCUGUGA
This is a messenger RNA of Parnassius apollo (apollo), 1887 nucleotides long. The record is from the annotation of a GenBank genome assembly. NCBI's taxonomy places the organism in Eukaryota, Metazoa, Arthropoda, Insecta, Lepidoptera, Papilionidae.